Python bivittatus (Burmese python) is the source of this 1751-nucleotide messenger RNA. The record is from RefSeq and is a predicted model, not a curated record. NCBI's taxonomy places the organism in Eukaryota, Metazoa, Chordata, Lepidosauria, Squamata, Pythonidae.
AGCCGCGAACGCGGCGGCUUCAGCCCCGCCCACUGGCGCCUACUACUACAGCGGCAGCCCCUGCUACUACCUCCUCGCGACCUCCCCUGCCCCCGAGGUCAGCCCUGUGCCCACCCGCGUGGCCCCUACUUGGCCCCCGCCCCCGGCUCGGCACGCGCCCCUCGCGCAGCGCCCCGCCCCCACCGUCGCUGCCCGUCCCGGCAGCUCCCAACGGGAGCCUGGGCGACCAGCAGGUCGUGAAUACAUUAUCCCAUCUUUGGCUCAUCGAUUUAUAGCAGAGAUGGUGGAUUUCUUUAUCCUUUUCUUUAUCAAGGCAUCAAUAGUUUUGAGUAUUAUGCACUUCAGUGGAAUAAAGGAUAUCUCAAAGUUUGCUAUGCACUACAUUAUAGAAGAAAUAGAUGAUGAAACUUCCAUGGAAGACUUGCAGAAAAUGAUGAUAGUGGCCCUUAUCUACAGAUUGCUGGUCUGCAUCUAUGAGAUUAUUUGCAUUUGGGGAGCUGGUGGAGCAACUCCUGGGAAAUUUCUGCUAGGCCUUCGAGUUGUGACAUGUGAUACAUCUGUACUUAUUGCACCAAGUCGUGUGUUAGUGAUUCCGUCAUCUAACGUGAGCAUGACAACGUCUACAAUACGAGCUUUGAUCAAGAAUUUUUCUAUCGCUUCCUUCUUUCCAGCAUUCAUUACUCUGUUAUUCUUUCAACAUAACAGAACAGCCUAUGAUAUUGUAGCAGGGACUAUUGUAGUAAAAAGACGUAGUGUCAGAUGAUACUCAAGGACACCUUUAUUCCACUGUUCAAAUAUACUGGAGCCACCUUGCUGGAUUUCUGAAUCUCACUCAAGAACAGUGCCAAUUAAGACAUUAAGUUUGCUUUUUUCCAGCAAUGCAGUAGGCAUUGGGGAACAGCACUGACUGAAUUUGAGAAUAUUUGAACAGAGCAAGAACACUCCAAAUCUUCAAAAGUCAUUGGCAGUUUCACAGGAAAAGUAUCUCUCUUGUGAGAGGAAUACUAAUUCUGUAUCAAAAGAUAGAUUUAUUUUUAUGAAUACCUAAAUUGUUGUCAUUAUUGGAGUAACCAAAGCAAUUACAGUGUUUUUGAGGGAAAUUUACCACAGAGAAUUGUAUGCUUUUGUUUUGAUGGACUCGUAAGAAUUUGCUACUCAUAUAAAAGCCUUAUCAUUAAUUGCUCACACAACCAUUGUAUUUUAAAUACUGAAGAGAUUUCUGUAAAUGUGUUAAAUGUCUUGCAUGAUGUGGAUAUCUUGAACAAAAUACAAAUUCAACGUAUCAAAUAUUAUGAAGGCAAGUAAAACUAGUAUUAAUAAAAGAUAAAUACUGAGCUUUGGCAGUACUGCUGUAGACAACUAAGACAAAUUGCAGUUUAAUCCCUGCUUUGGAUGGAUUAUAAAUUGUUUUAUUACUCUUUCUCCCUCUUUUCCAUAAAGAUUUGGAGUUUUCUAUUAAAGCACAGAAAAUUUAAAUCUGUAUUUUAUUGUGUAAAAAUACUUAAUUUCAGAUGUAUUUAACAACAGCCAAACUAAACUUUGAAUAAACCAGAGAAAAUUUAUGCAUAACUUUUUGCACCUUUUUAUAAGAAAAUGAGGUGUUUUUUUUUAAAUUACACUAUUGCUAAAGCAAUACAAGGAAUUUGUGCAACAAGUGUAAAAAAAUGUAAAUAAGUACUGUCAUUUUAUCUGCCUGUGUGCCUGGAUCACUUAAUUAUACUUACUAAAUAAAGCCUAUUUAUUUUGCAUGA